AUGGGAAUAAAGAUCAACCUAUUUCUAAUCCUUAUCAUUGCUUUAAUUUCCUUUUUGGAAAGUUCAACUCAUGCCGUCCCGUUAAAUAUUGAGAAAAGACAGAAUGAUAACAAAGAGAAUAAUGACAUUUGCAAAAAAUCGAACCUAGACGAAGGAGAUGGUACACAAAAUCGGGAUGGAUAUUGUGUAGAAACAGUUUUAGGAGAAGUUCCGGAUGUUGAUAACAUGAUUUCAACUUUAAUCAUUGAACCAGAAGAUGGAUCCACAAUACCUGCGAACGAAAAAUUUCGGAUUGAAACAAUUUCCGAAAAUUUAAUUACCGGAUUUUUCACGGAUCCGAUAAAGGAAUAUUACGUAAGACCUCAGGAAUUGGAUGACGGAAAAAUCAUUGGACAUUCUCACAUAACUAUCCAAAAAUUGAACAAUGACAAAAGAAAUGUCCCGAAUCCCGAGAAUUUCGCCUUUUUUAAAGGAUUAGAUGAACCCGCUCAAGACGGCGUUCUUGGUGUUAACGUUGAUGAGGGUUUACCUGCCGGGAAUUAUAGAAUUUGUACUAUUGUUUCUUCAUUUUCUCAUCAACCAGUUAUUAUGCCCGUUGCUCAAAGAGGCACAUGUGACGAUUGCAUAAGAAUUAAA
Messenger RNA from Funneliformis mosseae, 636 nucleotides. NCBI's taxonomy places the organism in Eukaryota, Fungi, Glomeromycota, Glomeromycetes, Glomerales, Glomeraceae. The record is from the annotation of a GenBank genome assembly.